AUGCGCGUCAUCGCUGCCCUUGGCUUCGCCGCCCUGACCGGUCUGGUCUCGGCCCACCCCCACGGCCACGCUCACCACCACGAGAAGCGUGACAUUGUUGUCGACGUCGUCACCGAGAUCGAGUGGGUCACCAUCCACCCCGAGGCCGCUGUCGCCGAGGCUACCACCACUGCCGCCGCCGCUACCUCCACCGAGGCUGCCGUCGUGGUCCCCACCUCCACUAGCGAGGCCUCCAUCGUCCAGCUCGCCGUCCAGGUCCCCUCCACCAGCUCGGCCGCUACUGUCCAGCCUACCCCCAUCGCCAGCUCCACCUGGACCACCUCUUCUUCCGUCGUCGCCAGCUCCACCUCCGACGUUGUCGAGACCGCCACUGCUACCGGCGGCUCCGGUGUCAAGGUCGUCAACAACCUUUCCGAGACCGUCUACCUCUGGACCACCUCCAACGUCAGCGAGGACAUGGUUACCAUCGAGUCCGGUGACCACUACUACGAGGACUGGCAGAUCAACUCCGACGGCGGUGGUAUUUCCGUUAAGAUGUCCACUUCCACCGAUGAGUCUUCCGUCCUGCAGUUCGAGUACACCAAGGAGGACGAGACUAUCUGGUGGGAUAUGUCUUCCAUCAACCUGGAGAAGACUUCCCUGUUUGUCCAAUACGGUUUCGCUGUUACCUCCAACGAUGCCUCGUGCACUACUGUCACCUGUGAUGCUGGUGAUGCCGACUGCUCUGAGUCAUACCAGAUGCCCGAUGAUGUCGAUACUCUCAGCUGCGCUUCCAGCGCUGCUUUCAUCUUGGAUCUUGGUAUUUAA
Molecule: messenger RNA, 807 nt
Organism: Penicillium verhagenii
Lineage: Eukaryota; Fungi; Ascomycota; Eurotiomycetes; Eurotiales; Aspergillaceae
Product: Secreted thaumatin-like protein calA
Exons: 1
Coding region: 1-807 (268 amino acids)
Source: RefSeq, a predicted model, not a curated record